Pantherophis guttatus is the source of this 4492-nucleotide messenger RNA. RefSeq names its product zDHHC palmitoyltransferase 2 (gene ZDHHC2). The record is from RefSeq and is a predicted model, not a curated record. Gene Ontology annotation, molecular function: palmitoyltransferase activity. NCBI's taxonomy places the organism in Eukaryota, Metazoa, Chordata, Lepidosauria, Squamata, Colubridae.
GAUCGUUAAAUUUGAAUACAGCAUAUAAUACAGCAGCAUAUACAGCAUAUAAAGUAUAUAAAGCAUAUAAAGCAUAUACAGCAUAUAAAGAGGCCGCAGAAUAUGAAUAGACGAGAUGACGCUUCUAGGUUAUCAAGUAUUUGGAGACCUGCACUGAGGGAAACUCAAGUUUUAACAUUAGAAGAUAGGCAGAGAUUCCAACAGGCAACCAGUGGUGUUGUAAUGCCUGCCAGAGUCCUUCCCUCUUUGCAGAUGAUAGCUAGCAAUAGGGAGAGAGAGAGAGAACCAAGUCAGAAGAUAGGCUGAGAUCUCAACAAGCAAUCAGCGGUGUUGUGAUGCCUACCAGAAUCCUUCCUUCUUUGCAGUUGACAGUUAGUAAUAGGGAACCAGAGAAAGCUGGGCCUUUAACACGCAGUCAGGCUGCAGCUAGGAUAAUGAAGCAGGAGAAAAAACUGCUGCCCUCCAAUCAGGACACAGAGUUGCAGGCUAACCAGCAUACAUCGGCAGCAGCGAACAUAGAAAGCAACAACUCCGAUCUCGCAGCAUACCUACAGCUUCUAAACUGAAAGUACGACGAUGACAAGUUAGAAAAACUUGUCGAAACGUUGCCAAAAAGAAAACUUUUUAAGUGUUGGUUAGGAUUUUAGCCAGAGUUUCAAAAGACCUUACAAAGUGUUUUGUUGGGAUUUUGAAGGAGAUUUUAGCCAGGAUUUAGAAAACUGAGAUUUUAGCCAGGAUUUUAAGCAUUUCAACUAACAGACUUUUAAUGACGCGGGAAAACACCCGAGAUUUUAACUUUUUACAUAUAAAGUAUGUGUGGACAAUUCAACACUGAGUAGUUAAUAAUAGAUAUGAAGUAUCCUCUUGCUUAUUUAGUAGAAACAUGAAAAAUGGUUACACUGAUGUUAGAGAUGUUGGUUAAGGAAGUGUUUUUAUGCCAAUGACAUCAUGUUAUUUGACUGAGAACUUGAAUGAUUUUCAGAGAAUGACAGAUUCGUAAUACAGUGAGAAGUAUAGAUGUGAAAAUUAAAAUAAAGAUAGUUUCAUUUGACAUAUAGAAUGAAUAAAAAUUGAAAUAAGUGGCAAAAAUUAGAACAAAUGUAUAAAUUUGUGCACCUUUGCAGUAUGUUUAAGAAACAUGGGGAAAUGGAUGGAAACUUUUUAUAACAUGUCAAUUAUCAUAUAAAGAUAGUAGAUAAUCUCUGAUCUGCUGCAAGUUAUGUUUAUUGAAAAAAAUUAAAUUGGGUGGACAAAUGUCUGCUUUUUUCCACAUCCUUUAUGAAAAUGAGAUUAUAUAUGUAUAGAGAAAAUUAGAAGCUGAACUUAGAAUAAAUGGAGUACUAAGAAAUUACAUCCUCUUUAAGUUCUAUAGUUUUAUGUAUCAGGACAUAGUAAAAAUCUGAUCCUUAGCAGUUCUUAAAAAUAUUCUGGUUAAAGAUGGACACUAAUGUCACAAUCAAUACAAAACUAUGAGUUGCGCAAAGAGCCAUGGAAAGAUACAUGUUCAGCAUUAUAACACAAGAUAGAAAGACCUGCAUAUGGAUUAGAGAACAAACGAAAGUAUACAAUAUCAUCAAGGGAGUAAAGGAAUUGAAAUGGAAAUAGCAAGAAGAACUGAUGGCAGGUGGACUAAGACUGUCAUAGAAUGGAUUCCACUUGAUAAAAAGUGUUCACAAAAGAGAACUAAAACAAAAUGGAUCUACAACAUCAGUAAGUAUUGCAGGCCCAAGUGGCAAAAGAAAGCUCAAGACUAUAUUGAUUGGAAACGUGGAAGAGACCUUCAUCCUGCAGUGGAUAGACAAUGGCUAAAAUGAUUGUGACAACCUCAGAUGAACAACAACACAUCACAUAUUAAACCAUGUUAUUUAUUUUACAAAAAAAAAAACCCAAAAUGGAGAAACUGUAUGGAAAACUAUGUAACCCAACCAAACUAGAAAAAUUAAAAAGAAAUCCCGGAAGAAGAUACUGGUCAACCAUCAUAUUAUUGUCAAGAAAGCAACAUGAAUCUCUUCAUGUAACCAAUAGGAAUUGACCUAAAUAUGAUGGUGGUUUGAUUUUACAAAUUGAAAAACAAAGGAAACUUUUACAUGUCAUAAUGGUAACCAGCCAUCCUUCACACAAUGAAUUAAUCUAUCAAUUAAACUGGGGUUGGUGAGGAUUCAACUACUGUGAUUUGCAAACCAAGUGUUGGGCACUUAGUAUAAAGCACAGACCAGGUUACAAUUUAAAAGAUCAAGAAGACAAGACUAAAUUCACUCUAUAAGUCUAAAUUUCAAAGGGAGUUUGUGCUGUUAUAUUAUUACAUUAGUGUUAUGUUGCUGGAAUUAAUUUAUCAAAAUGAAUUCCUUCUGUACUGGCCUAUGAUGGUUAUAAAAAUUGAUUUCAUUUAAAUUUCUUCCUUUUGACUGCAAGAUUGCUACAUCGCAGGAAAAGGUCCUUAUGUCAUAUUUCUUCAAACUAGCCAUUCAUUCCAAACCAGUAACUUUAUUCCUCAAUGUCCCGUCGGAAGACAUAGUCCCAAACAUUGCUGUAGGGAUUUGAUGUAGAUUAACAAAACGUUUACUGGCGCAAAGUUUGCCGCCUAACGGUUGCCAAAAGGCUGAAGAGCGGCCGAAGGGACAACGGGAAUUGCAGCAGGUGUCCCAGGGACCGGUCCCUGUAUACACCUUUCUAACGAGGUACCAACCCCGUCCGUCCCUAAGACCUCCUCAGGAUGGGUGGAUCCCGAAAGCCCGUGCCGCCUCCUGCUACAGAGAGGUGGGAAAGCCUCGUUUUUCCUCUCCCCGCCCUUCGCCCUGCGAGCCAUCAAUGCGAGCAGCCUGGGGCGGCGGCGGGAGAGUCCUCAGCCGCACCUUCUUUUUCCACGGCCCCGGUUCAGAGAUGGGCAGCUGAGCCCUCUUCAGUGACUGACGGACAACCGAGCGGGAGGGAGGAGAGGUCGGUGGCUGGAGGCGAUCGUGGAAAGGAGGAGCAGCCUUCGCCGGCUGCGCUGAAGGGGAAGGCGACGAAGCGCUGGGACCAGCCAGCCACUUCUGCCGCCGUCGCUGCCGCCGGGGAUGUGCGGUGAGGGCCCGGGCCCUCCUGGCAGACGGAAGAGCUGAUUAACCGGGGAAGGGAAGAUGGGGCGCGGGAAGAUGGCGUCUCCGGCGGGGUCGGUGGCUUCCUCCCGCAGCUGCUCUCGGAUAGGAGGCGGGAGGCGACACUGCCUGUGGCGGCGUGCUGGUCCUUUUCUUUACUGGGUGCCGGUCCUCUUCAUCUGCAGCAUCCUGGCCUGGUCUUACUAUGCCUACGUCGCCCAACUCUGUCUGCGGGUGGGUUCUACUUACCUUUACUACCGGUUCGCAUUGGGAGCGUGCAUGCGCGCUUCUGUGCAUGCACAGAUCACCUAUGAUGACGUCCGGGUCAGUGGGCGGAGACUUCCGCCGGUUUUACUACCGGUUCUUGUGAACCGGUCCAAACCGGGGGCAACCCACCACUGGUUCAUUGUAACAAUAUCAAAUAUUGGAGAAAAAAUGGUGUGCCUGAUUGCGUAUCAUCUAUUUUUCAUGAUGUUUUUGUGGUCUUACUGGAAAACAAUCUUUACAUUACCAAUGAAUCCUUCCAAAGAAUUCCACUUGAGCUAUUCAGAUAAGGAAUUGCUGGAAAGAGAACCUAGAAAUGAAACCCAUCAAGAAGUGCUGAAGAGGGCAGCCAAGGACCUCCCUAUCAGUACAAGAACAAUGUCUGGAGCAAUCAGAUAUUGUGAUAGAUGCCAACUUAUAAAACCAGAUCGUUGCCAUCAUUGUUCUGUCUGUGAUAAAUGUAUUUUGAAAAUGGAUCAUCACUGUCCCUGGGUGAACAACUGUGUUGGAUUCUCAAAUUACAAGUUUUUCCUUCUGUUCUUGGCUUACUCUCUAUUAUACUGCCUUUUCAUCUUUGCAACUGAGUUACAGCAUUUUAUUAGAUUCUGGACAAAUGGCCUUCCUGACACUCAAGCCAAGUUCCAUAUUAUGUUUUUGUUCUUUGCAGCAGCUAUGUUUUCAAUUAGCUUAUCCUCUCUCUUUGGUUAUCAUUGCUGGUUGGUCAGUAAGAACAAAUCAACUUUAGAGGCCUUCCGAGCACCUGUUUUUCGACAUGGAACAGAUAAAAAUGGGUUUAAUUUGGGCUUCAGCAAAAACCUAAGGGAAGUCUUUGGAGAUGAGAAAAAGUACUGGCUGUUGCCAAUUUUUACCAGCCUAGGAGAUGGAUGCUCUUUUCCUACCUGCCUUGUUAACCAAGAUCUUGAACAAGCUUCUACUCCUGCAGGACACAAUGCAAAUAAAAAUGAGAAUAGUCACCAUUUUCCGGCUAAGACAUUACGAGAUUCUCAGAGCCACCUUCUUACUGAUCCUCAAUCUUGGACACAAACUAGUGCAGAUACUGAAAAGAACAAACUAGGUAUGAGCAAUCCUGCAUUAUCUAUGGAAAAUGAAACCUAGUCUUACAAGUCAAGAAAACAACAUUGGGUCUUAAA